Molecule: messenger RNA, 6571 nt
Organism: Lemur catta (Ring-tailed lemur)
Lineage: Eukaryota; Metazoa; Chordata; Mammalia; Primates; Lemuridae
Gene: TBX20
Product: T-box transcription factor 20
Exons: 8
Coding region: 558-1901 (447 amino acids)
Biological process (GO): vasculogenesis; positive regulation of DNA-templated transcription; cell fate specification
Cellular component (GO): nucleus
Molecular function (GO): RNA polymerase II cis-regulatory region sequence-specific DNA binding; DNA-binding transcription factor activity, RNA polymerase II-specific
Source: RefSeq, a predicted model, not a curated record
GGAUCGCCGCUGCCAGCAAAUUAAGGCGCAGGGCCGCGAGCGCCCGGGCGCAGUGUCCGUCGCGCCGCGCUCCGCACGCCAGCGCUCGGGUUCCCUGGCGCCGGCGCCCUAGCUCGACAGGUAGCCAGCCACCUCCCUGCAGCUUGGGACGCUCCUGCUGUGCCCAGGCUGGGAGGAAGGAAAGAUCCGGACUGGGUGCUCAGGGACCCCUGGGCUUUGCUCAGCUGAUGCUCGUUUCCGGCUUCGGGCGGUGCAGUCUGUAGUCCUGCCGAGCGCGCUAGGGCGUGCGCCCCGCUGGAGUCCCCAGUUGGUCCUCUUCCUUCCUUUGCAGUUGGUUCGAAGUCUCCGCGGCUCCGGGGCUUUGCGGUGGGGGAGAGGAGAGGCCAGUGCGGAGCUCUGGGGAGGUUGGAACUGACCCUUCUGGGGUCCCCGGCUCCUCUGUGGCUGUGACUGCACUCGGAAACUUUGCGCUGUGUUUCGGGUCUUUGUCUUCCUUGGGGAAGCUGGACGGCAGUUCGGCAGACCCCGUCCCUGGCCAGGACCGCGCGCGGGGGGCCAUGGAGUUCACGGCGUCUCCCAAGCCCCAGCUCUCCUCCCGGGCCAACGCCUUCUCCAUCGCCGCACUCAUGUCGAGCGGCGGCUCCAAGGAGAAGGAAGCGACGGAGAACACCAUCAAACCCCUGGAGCAAUUUGUGGAGAAGUCAUCCUGUGCCCAGCCCCUGGGUGAGCUGACCAGCCUGGAUGCUCAUGGGGAGUUUGGCGGAGGCGGCAGCAGCAGCCCAGCCUCUUCCUCUCUCUGCACUGAGCCGCUCAUCCCUACCACCCCCAUCAUCCCCAGCGAGGAAAUGGCCAAAAUUGCCUGCAGCCUGGAGACCAAGGAGCUUUGGGACAAAUUCCACGAGCUGGGUACCGAGAUGAUCAUCACCAAGUCCGGCAGGAGGAUGUUUCCAACCAUCCGGGUGUCAUUUUCUGGCGUGGAUCCCGAAGCCAAGUACAUAGUCCUGAUGGACAUAGUCCCUGUGGACAACAAGAGGUACCGCUACGCCUACCACCGGUCCUCCUGGCUGGUGGCCGGCAAGGCUGACCCUCCGCUGCCAGCCAGGCUGUAUGUGCAUCCAGACUCUCCUUUUACUGGCGAGCAGCUACUCAAACAGAUGGUGUCUUUCGAAAAGGUGAAACUCACCAACAAUGAACUGGAUCAACACGGCCAUAUAAUUUUGAACUCAAUGCAUAAGUACCAGCCGAGGGUGCACAUCAUUAAGAAGAAAGACCACACGGCCUCAUUGCUCAAUCUGAAGUCUGAAGAAUUUAGAACAUUUAUCUUCCCAGAGACAGUUUUUACGGCAGUCACUGCCUACCAGAACCAACUGAUAACCAAGCUGAAAAUAGAUAGCAAUCCUUUUGCCAAAGGAUUCCGGGAUUCCUCCAGGCUCACCGACAUUGAGAGGGAAAGUGUGGAGAGCCUGAUCCAAAAGCAUUCCUAUGCUCGCUCACCUAUCCGAACCUAUGGAGGAGAAGAGGAUGUCUUGGGGGAUGAGAGUCAGACAACCCCGAAUCGAGGAUCAGCCUUUACAACAUCUGACAAUUUGUCUCUCAGCUCCUGGGUAUCAUCUUCUUCCAGUUUUCCUGGGUUUCAGCACCCACAGUCCCUGACUGCUCUUGGCACCAGCACAGCGUCCAUAGCAACACCCAUUCCUCACCCCAUCCAGGGUUCUCUGCCACCAUAUAGCCGGCUGGGGAUGCCCCUGACCCCAUCAGCCAUCGCCAGCUCCAUGCAAGGGAACGGCCCCACAUUCCCUUCAUUCCACAUGCCGCGAUACCAUCACUACUUUCAGCAGGGGCCCUACGCUGCCAUCCAGGGACUGCGCCAUUCCUCUGCUGUGAUGACGCCAUUUGUAUGACUCUUCAAAAAAAAUGGGAGAAUCCAGAUCCAGAAUGCGCAAAUGGGUAUGGAAAUAUAGGACAGGGUUGAGAGGGUGGGAUGUGUGGGGUAUUGGAGCAGGGGCUUUCCAGGAGACAUGGAACCUGUUAAAGAGGAGAGCUGGACUCACAAUAAAAUCUACUGCUAAGGGAAUGCACCAUGGACCAGGAUUCAUCUGUAGCUAGGGGACAGCUCUUGGGUUCAGGAGAGAAUCAGUGUAAAGUUCUUAAGCCAGCCUGAAAAUUUAAUAAUACGAGGCAGAUAAAUCCUAAGGUGCAUUAUUCCUGGUGGUUAAAAAUGCUGUAUCGAUGCAGUAAUGUAUAAAAUCAAUGUGUAUAGGGUUUCUUUCUGCUUUCCACAGGUUAAAAGAAUCUUCAAAGAGGCAAUAUUAUAUAGCAUACCAAUCAUAAUGACUAACUUAAGUCAAUUUCUCCCUGUAGAAAAUGGAAGCCAAUAGAGAAAUAUUUGUAGUGCUGUAGCUUAAGCAUGUUUAGUUUUCCUUUGUGUUAGUUUGCUGGGGAAGGUGCUCAGAUAAUGCUAAUGCAUCCUGUUUUGUGGAUGAAUACAUGGUAAUGACUUCACAAAGUUCUUUCUAUAAUACUGAAGGGCCAAUACUCAACAAGCUCUGUUUUUACAGUCUUGUCUCCUUUCUUCCUAAUUCUCUUUCUUGUAGCUACUUGCCAUUUAUGUAGGAAAAAUCUUCCAUAUAAAAUUUUGAAGCAAGAGCCUCUCUAUGUUACAUUGUAAAACUGAGGUUUAAUUUUUCUGGGCUGCAUUCUAUAUACUACUGAUUUAUUCACUGAGGAACACUCCAAAGCCUCUGCAUGAUGAUAUGUGAGGCUUUCUUUCACUUGCAGCUGCAAUAGAAAGAUGGUUGUCCUAUUGUGAAGGGAAUGCCUCUGCCAUGGGUGCCAAAGGCUCCUUCAUUUUCACUUCAGCUUUGGGAGACCUUAUGAAUGUUAAAAUGCACUGGGCCAAAUUCUCAUUUUUGGUGAAUCUGCUUUGUUGUGCUGCCACUGAUUGACAGGGAUUUGAGAAUGACCAUUCUAAAUGCCUGUAUAGCCACAUUUAACCUGUGCUCAUGAGGAGUAAUGUGCCCAUACAUCUGAUUUGUCCUUUUUUCUUACUGUGUUAUAUUCAUUGACCCUGUUUCUAUUUUUCUAUAUUAUGAAAUUGCACGUUAACUCAGUGACUCCCUGACAGAAACAUUGGCAGUUCUUAUAAGUAAAUCUAAAGCAUUCAUCCACGUUAUUUUCAACUCUUGCUAUCUUCUUAAGCCUUCCUUUAAUGUUUAUAAUAGUAAUUAAUUAUAUUUUAGUUCUAUAUAACCUGUAUAUUAUUUUAAAGCAACAUAUAUAUAAGCAUUUAUAGUAAGGGUAACACAUUUGGCAUUUUGCAACAAUUCAUUUCCCUAAUAACAGAAAUUUAAUGAAGUUAAUAGUCUUUCAACUUCAGAUAUAAUGCAUUUCAGCUACAGGAUGUAAUCUGUCCUCUUAGCAAAUUUCCCCAAAACUCUAAUUUAAUUUAAUUUUUGUAUGUAAUAUUCAUUCUACUCUGUUCUCACUGCAAAAGUACUGAAUCUGUUAAAAGAGAUGGGAAAUAUUGCUACUGACAGUAGGAGUAUAUUUGGGGGUAAAUGCAAUAUACUUAUCACAUCAGAUGCCUGUGGGAUUUUAUUCAUUUGUUUUAAUGUUAGCCUUUUCCAUAUCAAAUGCCUUUCUUGGGCACUUCCAGCCAGUGAAACAAGGCAUCAGGCCCAGCCUGUCUUUGUGAUGCUGUUGUUGGGUUUUGCACUUGCCUUUCUCCACUGUACCCCAAAGUUUACUUACAGAGAAGCAUGGGCUGUGUUAACAAAGCAUCUCAGAAUCCUGUGGCAAACACUGUAGGUUCAAUUCUAACUUCUUGCAUGUUAUGCUAUGGUAUCCACAGGUGAUUUGUUUUCAGACAAAGUACAGAUGUGAAUUUCUUUAUAAAACAGUUAUGAGUAAUGUUUAAAAUAAAUAUCCAUAGAGCUAGGAAAGGGGUUUAAUAUUUACUAUUGGCCUGUUGCCAGUGCUCCUUUUAAUACUUUUAAUUCCUGCUGCUUAAAGCAGGAAUAACAAAAAAUGCUGUUUUACAUGAUGCUACUCAAUACUCUGUUAAAUUACUAGUCUACUAAAGUGAAUCUGUGUCUGCAUCUUCUUUUUCAAAGAGAAUGAAAGGAUUAUUUUAAUAUGUACUAUUUUGACAUUUAUCCCAAUCUGUGUCUCAAAGUAGGUUUGUGUGUUUUUGUUGUUAAAUAUUGUUUUAUACCAAUAUUUCCUAACCUUAUAACUUUAUUUUAUAAUUAAGCAAUAUAAGACUAAAAAUAAGUAGCAUGCUUAGAGGAAAGCAAAGACUAAGGUAUCAAAGCAUGCUCUUGAAAAAUCAGUCCUGAAAUUCUAAAUUAAAUAUAUUUUUUACCUAUUGAUAUUAUUUGAACCAGAGAGAAGAAGCACAAGUGAAGUGGAGCUUAACCUAAUCAGAGUCACUCUAGCCAUCGAAACUAGGGGGUAGAAAUUUAUCCCACCUGGGCCUUUCUGAGCUAGUCCAGUUGUUGAUUUUUAUUAACCCCUUGGGAGUUUAGUACUUAAAAUUCCAAAGUCUAUUCUACCAAAAGUAAUUGUAAGAACUGGAUAUUUAAUAGGAAAUCAAAUUAAAUAACCAAGACCAUGAAUUAUAAUAUGUUUGGUAUAAAUUCAGGGUUUUCCCCCCAAGUAUAUUACAGUAUCAAAAAGCAUGGCUAAUGGGCAGUGCUGCUACAAAGAGAACCUGACAGACCUGCUUUACCUGACUCUAAGGAAUUAAUUCGGAACUUGGUAGGUUCUGCACUUGUGAGUUGUUUUUAAAGUAUUUAUCAAUAGUUCUGAGUAAAUUCAGUGGUUUUUACUAAUUUAGGAAAUCGUCCCCCUUCUCCGUUCACCCUUAGCAGUAUGUAGGUACACACAUCCACUUUGUGUCUCACAUAUCACAAAUGGUUAGGUAACAAGGUCUAGAUUAAUAAACUUAUAUUGCAUUGCUGAUACUUUUGAGUUUAUAACAAUGCUAUAUUCUCUAGCGGGCCUCCUACCAUUCCUAAUAGGUGGGCAUAGAGUGGGAGAUAUUAAGAAGCUUCCUGAUUAUGACUGACCAUCUAGCAAAAGCCCUGUGUAGGGCUAAUACUAUAGGAUUUACAUUGACUUCCGGGGCAUUCCAAGAUCUCCCCUCCUCUACCCUUAUCCAUAUCUCUGCCAUUUUUCUUCUCCAGAUAAAGUAACUUUCUCCCUUCCCAAAUCCUCCCUGCCCUUUCCUUCCAAAAAAAAAAACAAAAGGAAAGAAAAUCCUCUAAAAGCCCAAGAAAUAAGUAUUCUUAGAAGUAAAGCAUCCUCAUUCCAUACUGCCUCUGAAUCUUUUAAAGAGACAGUAGGAUAUUUAUCCCAUUUCUUAUAUCCCAUUUUACAUUAGCUUUUUAGGCUGUCCUGCUUAUAUAUAAGGGGAAUCACCUCCAAUAAAGAGGAUGGAAUGACUUUACACCCCAUUAAAUAUUCAGUUAAGCUUAUCCAUGACUCAAUAACUAAAAAGUUCAAAAAAUUCAGUUAUGUAAUAUUCAGGAUAGCAUAUUGCAAGAAAAACAAUAUUUUUACUCAAUUUUCCAAUGAGUACGAAAACUGUUGUCAUUAUUAAACAUGUAGGGAAUUGAUAGUUAUUAUAGACAAAACAGUACUAUACCCUAAAUCUAGAGAAAGCAGGGGACAGAAGAUAAGAUUUUCAGCUUGCUCCUUUAAAGAGCCGUGCCUGGGUGGAGGAUGGGUUUUUUAUAAGUUUUUAUAUUAUUUUAGAAUGUAAGGAUUAUUUUUUUUUGUAAACAAGCAAAGGGAAGGUUACAAACUAUUAAAACUUUUUAGAAGACCCUAAAAUCCUUUAUUUGCUACUUAUUACUCUAUGCCAGUUAUAAUAUUUCAAUACCUGUCUUUCUUUAGCACGUUUAAAUAUGGAAAGAUUCAUUUAUAAAUAUUGGGUAGGCAAAUAAUCCAUAAUAUUUUCCAGCCUUUCUUUCUCUGUCCCUUCCUCAAAUAAUUUCAAUCCUCUCUCCUUUUUAAACAAAGUAUCCUGAUAACCAAGUAAAAACAUUUUUUUGAAAUAAUAAUUAUGGACAAAAAAUACAACUUGUAUUUUACUUCUGGUACAUUAAAAUAUUGUGUUUAGUUGGUUCCCCCCCUUAUUUUCAGAAACUUAAAAGAAGUUCUUUUAUUUCCUAAAGGAUAAAAUUUGAUAUAGCUUCUCUAGUAGACUCUGUCACAGUUCCAUUGUUUGCUGUGUUCAUUUGCUUAAUGAAUUGCGUGAGAACAGUCACUGUUAUGAAGUGCGUGUGUUGGGGGUUGGGGGAAGGGUAUGGGAAAUAUUUUAUGAAAAAAAGUUACAAGCCUAAUACUAUGAAGUAACAUCUAAUGAAGUUCUUUUUAAGUGCAAUAUAUUUAUUUCUGCUAGAAAUGUAUUAUCAACCUUAUGUAAUAUUUGAAGCAUUACCUAUUAUUUGUAAACAGCUUAAAAUUAUAUAUUACCCCAAUUGUACAUAAGUACAAAUGUGUGGAUAUUAGAUUCUUUCAUUAAAAAUGGUGUGUUUUUGAUAUAGAUGCACACAUUUACACCUUU